AUGGUAAGCGGAGGCAAAGAGAGCACCGAAAUGCCCUCGCCAGGCGGCCACCCGUCUGCCGGCAUGACGGAAGAGGAGAUCUCGAGACUAAACGCCAGACUGGCCAAUCCACUGGCUGGUAUGUCCCUCGAGCAACUACAGGAGAUGGGCGCCAAAUACGCGAGGGAAAAUGGUAUGGAAGAGUACGAAAUGGAAUUCCGGAAGGGUGCUAUGCUGGCACAGGACCGAGAUGCUUUCGAAACUAUCCCAUUACUCACGGACGAGGAGAGAGAUAUAUUGCGACGUGAAGUCACUCAUCGGUGGAGCCAUCCGAUGGCCCUCUACCACAUGGUGAUAAUGUGCUCGGUUGCUGCCGCAGUUCAGGGCAUGGACGAGUCGGUUAUCAACGGAGCAAAUUUAUACUUCUUCGACCAGUUUGGAAUCCAGGAUCGUGAAUGGAUCAAGGGCCUUGUCAACUCGGCUCCUUAUCUCUGCUGUUUCACCAUUGGUUGUUGGCUCACACAUCCUCUCAACCAAGCUUUCGGACGUCGCAACACAAUAUUCAUCACUUGCUUGAUCUCCUUCGCAACUUGCUUCUGGCAAGCCUUCACCAAUACUUGGUGGCAUCUGUUCAUUGCCCGCUUUUUUCUUGGCUUCGGCAUCGGCCCGAAAUCGAGUACUGUCCCUGUCUACGCUGCGGAAUGUUCUCCACCAGCGAUCCGUGGAGCUUUGGUGAUGAUGUGGCAAAUGUGGACGGCGUUCGGAAUCAUGUUGGGAUACGUCUGCGACGUUGCCUUCAUGAAUGUGAAGACCGAGGCCGUGCCCGAUCUCAACUGGCGAAUGAUGCUCGCGUCCGCAGCGAUACCGGCUAUCUUUGUGUGCGCCCAGGUCUACUUCUGUCCCGAAUCUCCACGCUACGAGUUGAUGAAGGGCAGGCCAAGGCGUGCAUUCGACUCACUUGCUCGCCUUCGAUGGUCCAAAGUCCAGGCUGCCCGUGACCUCUUCUACAUGAAAGUCCUUCUCGAAGCUGAGGGAGAGAUGGCCAAGGGCAUCGCUAAACUCAAGGAGAUGUUCACCGUCGGCCGAAACCGUCGCGCUAUGCAAGCAUCUCAGCUCGUCAUGUUCAUGCAACAGUUCUGCGGCAUCAACGUCAUCGCAUAUUACUCGUCCAGUAUUUUCGCCGACGCCGGCUUUAGCCACGCCCAAGCACUUCUUGCCUCCAUGGGCUUCGGAAUCAUCAACUGGCUCUUUGCGCUACCGGCAGUAUUCACGAUCGACCGAUUCGGACGGCGAAACCUGCUGCUAACCACGUUCCCACUAAUGUCACUCGCCCUGCUCUUCACCGGCUUCUGUUUCUGGAUACCAGGCGAAUCGACUGCCCGAGUGGCCUGCGUCGCGCUGGGCAUAUACCUCUUCGCGAUGGUGUACUCUCCCGGCGAAGGUCCAGUGCCGUUCACCUACUCGGCCGAAGCGUACCCGCUCUACAUCCGUGAUAUCGGCAUGUCGCUUGCUACAGCAACGACGUGGGGCUUCAACUUCAUCCUCGCCGUCACCUGGUUCGCGCUCGAAAAGGCCUUUACAACGCAAGGCGCCUUCGCCUGGUACGCGGGUUGGAACAUAGUCGGCUUCUUUGGCGUCCUCUUCCUCCUGCCGGAAACCAAAGGAAAAACCCUUGAAGAGCUGGACCAAGUCUUUAGCGUGCCGACGCGGGUGCACGCCCGGUACGGCGCAAGGCAGAUUCCGUACUUCUUCAAGCGCUACGUGCUGUGGCAGAACGUUGAGGCGCCACGGUUGUCGGGCGCCAAUCACCCGCCCGUAGAGUAUCACGAGAGCACGUUCGCAGAGACGAAGGAGAGUAGUCCUGAAAGAAGGGUGUAG
Messenger RNA from Tricharina praecox, 1857 nucleotides. RefSeq lists its product as uncharacterized. The transcript is spliced from 7 exons. Gene Ontology annotation, biological process: transmembrane transport. The coding region runs from base 1 to 1857 and encodes 618 amino acids. Gene Ontology annotation, cellular component: membrane. NCBI's taxonomy places the organism in Eukaryota, Fungi, Ascomycota, Pezizomycetes, Pezizales, Pyronemataceae. The record is from RefSeq and is a predicted model, not a curated record. Gene Ontology annotation, molecular function: myo-inositol:proton symporter activity.